Arabidopsis thaliana (thale cress) is the source of this 2051-nucleotide messenger RNA. RefSeq names its product cytochrome P450, family 718 (gene CYP718). Gene Ontology annotation, cellular component: membrane. The transcript is spliced from 2 exons. The record is from RefSeq and is marked reviewed. Bases 255 to 1421 code for a protein of 388 amino acids. Lineage: Eukaryota; Viridiplantae; Streptophyta; Magnoliopsida; Brassicales; Brassicaceae. Gene Ontology annotation, molecular function: iron ion binding; monooxygenase activity; heme binding.
CAUCCGUUUAGUAUCACCGUCUGCUACAAAAGAAAAUUAAAAGAUAUUGUAGUCUGAGCUCUAAAGGAACUGUAUCUUGAAGAUCAAUCAUGUGUCAGAACAAACAACAAGAAAAUUUAUAUACAAUAAAGAACAAUCCCACUUGGUUUGACCUUAACAUUCACAAAAAAUCUCUUACUUAUAAGUACUCAGCUCAUAAUCCAACAUUAUGCAAAACUUGAUCAUUAACAUUUGGUUUAAGUAAACAAACAAAAAUGGUUUUAGAACCAAACUUCGUUCUCUCAUGGGUCUUCUUAUGCAUAGCUGCAACAAUCUCCAGCACACUUUUCUUCUUCCGCAAGAAACAUCACCGAUUCAUAACAAAGAAGAUUCAGAAGAAAAAGAAGCUUCUUCCUGGAGAAAUGGGGCUUCCAUGGAUUGGUGAAACAAUGGAUUUCUACAAAGCUCAGAAAAGCAACAGAGUUUUUGAGGAUUUUGUAAAUCCAAGGAUCAUCAAACAUGGGAACAUCUUCAAGACAAGAAUCAUGGGAUCACCAACAAUAGUAGUCAAUGGAGCUGAAGCCAAUAGGCUCAUAUUAUCCAACGAGUUUAGCUUGGUGGUGAGCUCGUGGCCUUCAUCUUCUGUUCAACUAAUGGGCAUGAACUGCAUCAUGGCUAAACAAGGCGAGAAGCAUCGGGUCCUCAGAGGGAUUGUAGCUAAUAGUCUUAGCUACAUUGGGUUAGAGUCCUUAAUACCUAAGCUCUGUGAUACCGUUAAGUUUCAUCAUGAAACCGAAUGGCGAGGCAAGGAAGAGAUUAGCCUCUACCGUUCGGCAAAAGUUCUCACUUUCACUGUAGUAUUUGAGUGUUUGUAUGGGAUAAAAGUGGAGAUUGGGAUGUUAGAGGUCUUUGAGAGGGUUUUAGAAGGUGUUUUCGCUUUGCCGGUUGAGUUUCCUUGUUCUAAGUUUGCUAGAGCAAAGAAAGCAAGGCUAGAGAUAGAGACAUUUCUAGUUGGGAAGGUCAGGGAGAAGCGAAGAGAAAUGGAAAAAGAGGGAGCUGAGAAGCCAAACACAACGCUUUUCUCGAGGCUAGUAGAAGAGUUGAUCAAAGGUGUGAUAACCGAAGAAGAGGUUGUAGAUAAUAUGGUUUUGCUAGUGUUUGCAGCUCAUGACACAACCUCUUACGCCAUGUCCAUGACUUUCAAGAUGUUAGCUCAGCACCCAACUUGUCGUGACACUCUCCUUCAAGAACAUGCUCAAAUAAAAGCAAACAAAGGGGAAGGAGAAUAUCUUACAGUGGAAGAUGUGAAAAAGAUGAAGUAUAGUUGGCAAGUUGUUCGUGAAACAAUGCGAUUAUCCCCUCCAAUCUUCGGUUCUUUCAGAAAAGCAGUGGCUGAUAUUGACUAUGGAGGAUACACAAUCCCCAAAGGCUGGAAGGUUUAACACAUCCAUCUCUUAAGAUUCUUCAGCUUCUAAUCAAAACUCUAUUUCUUUGAAGAAAUACUAAUAAAUAAACCUCUGCUUCUUUGUUUGAAUGCAGAUACUCUGGACCACUUAUGGAACUCAUUAUAAUCCUGAAAUAUUUCAAGAUCCAAUGAGUUUUGAUCCAACAAGAUUUGAUAAGCCAAUACAGGCAUAUACAUAUCUACCAUUUGGAGGUGGACCAAGGCUUUGUGCAGGUCACCAACUAGCCAAAAUCAGCAUUCUCGUUUUCAUGCAUUUUGUUGUGACAGGUUUUGACUGGUCCUUAGUCUACCCAGAUGAGACAAUUAGCAUGGAUCCUCUCCCAUUUCCGUCCCUUGGAAUGCCAAUCAAAAUUUCUCCCAAGGUGUCAUAGAAUAGAGUCAUGAGUAUGUUGUAGCUACCUGUAUGUAUGCAAUAUUCAGAGUCCUAGACUUGUAUUGACUAGAAAAGAAACAAAUGAGACCGAAUGAUUUCAUAACAUUUUCCCUGUAACUAGCACAAGUACCAUGUGUAUGUAUAAAUCAUAGUGAAAAGAAGUACUAGGUGUUGUUGUCUUGUCUGACGUGUUUUCUCUUAUAACCCUGUUUAUAAAGUUGCUCAUGUCUUGUU